Aspergillus tanneri is the source of this 1158-nucleotide messenger RNA. RefSeq lists its product as uncharacterized. The record is from RefSeq and is a predicted model, not a curated record. The coding region runs from base 1 to 1158 and encodes 385 amino acids. Lineage: Eukaryota; Fungi; Ascomycota; Eurotiomycetes; Eurotiales; Aspergillaceae. The transcript has a single exon.
AUGAAAUUUGAUGAAGGACAUAGUCCCAGAGACAACAAGGAAUACACUGGCUAUGUGUCCCGUCUCAAAUUGAAAGACUCCAAGUCCGUGGAGAAGAGCCAUAUUGUAGGCCUCGCCCAAGCUGGCUGGUGGGAGAUGUACAACAAGGCGUCAAAGGAAGAUAGGGUCAAAUUCCCAAAGGUCAUGACUGCCCUCAAGGUGGGGGAUGAGGUCUAUCUCGCGUCCAGCCUCAAGGGCGGUAACUACAUCUACGAAGGCCGAGAAGGACCCAGGGAGGAAAAACCCAAUGAGAAAAUAGGAGAAACACACUACGGAAAAUUUACCACUGUCCUAGAGGAGAAUGCGCCAGAUGUCAUGAACGCCCUCGACCAGUGCAGACAGGAAAGCAUCAAAACAAUAUUGAAAACCACGAGGGCCCUGGACAAACAGGGUGCUGGAAAAGAUGAAUGGACCGUGAGUAGGAAGAAGGGUGUCACAUCGAGAGGUGGUGGUCAAUGGAACAGCGCGGUGGGAGGCAGGCGAAAGGGUAAACCUCCUGGUGACACGAAGCCAAAAACUGGCAACACUCUCAUCCAACACAAGAACGAUGGAGCCUGUGGAGAGAUCAUGGCAUCCCUCGAAUAUUACUUGAUCGACGAGCAGCCGUCCUUGACAACCUUGGAUGUGCGACCUACCGUGGUCGCAUGGUCAGAGGAUAUCGAGAAAACGGGGAAGGUCAAAGAUAACGGUAACGAUGGUAUCAAGCCUCCAUGUGAUUCUACGGACCCCGAGAAAGCCGACAAAGGAUGCGGAGAGGGCUGGGGUUGUUUGGCUUUUACUGGAACAAAAGGGAUGAAAUUCGAGGUCAUCCCCAAGGGCACAGAACCAGCCCUUCUCAAGGAGGGUGACUUUGACAUUGUAAAAGCUCCAACUUUCCCUACUCCCCAGAAGAGAACCAGAAACACCCAGUCCAAUCCUGAACACAGGGGUCCCGAACAGAAGGGCCCUGAACACAAGGAUCCUGAACAGAAGGGCCCUGAACACAAGGGUCCCGAACAGAAGGGCCCUGAACACAAGGAUCCUGAACAGAAGGGCCCUGAACACCAGGAUCCUAAGCAGAAGCCUAAUAAGAAGCCCAAUAAGAAGCCUAAGAAGCCUAAGAAGACGCAGAUUUCUUAG